AUGUCUCUCCUUUCACAAAAAAUGGCUGAUUUUGGCAACUGUUAUCCAUUUUUCAUUCAAAAUUCUAUAUUGAAUCCGCAGUCAACGGUGUUUACUCCAGAGCAGAUAAAUGCAAUCAAAGCUGCCUCAGCAUCGUGCAGUCUCUUUGCCUCCUUAAUAUCCCACUCAGGUAAAAAACAGCCAACAUCAAUACCUCUACCACUUCCAAAUCCAUAUCAUUCGUCAGGCCUUUCAAGAUCAGGAAAGAGUACUAAUCAGCCCAAGAGGUCUUCAUCGUCACUCUUUAAACGUGGAGCUCGAGUAAGACUUGUAGACGGAAGCAUUCAGAAGGUAGAAGGACUUAGAACUGUUGAUUUUAUUCGAGCUGCCAAGUCAACGGAUUUUCCUCUGAAUACACCACGUGUCUUGAUUAUAACUCUCUUUCAGCCUCCAAUUACUCUGAAUUACCAAUGCAGCAAAGAACAGCCAUUCUUCGUACAGUCCCAUGGCUGGUCUUCUUGUGAUCCACAAAGUACUCUUUCUCGUUUUGGAUUACCAUGUCGUCCACUUUCAGUUGGAGAUCAUUGUCUCGUGGUUGUUCCUUCAGAAAUUGCAAAAUUAAUUUCUUCAUCAGCUCAGAGGUCUCUUGCAGAUUUCAUGACUUCCCCAAAUCCAUUUCUCUUCAAUGCAAAAUUGAAGGAUAUGUUUCCGAAUUUUCCUAAUUGCGUCAAUAUAAAGUAA
Messenger RNA from Rodentolepis nana, 720 nucleotides. NCBI's taxonomy places the organism in Eukaryota, Metazoa, Platyhelminthes, Cestoda, Cyclophyllidea, Hymenolepididae. The record is from the annotation of a GenBank genome assembly.